AUGGUCAAACCAUCACUCCUAUGGGAGGCCCCUGAGGUCAACCCUAUCAACCACAAAGCCCGCUCUAUACCAGUCUUCAAUGUUAUAAACAUGUACGGGAGAGUCUUCUUCUUUUCGUGGUGGGGUUUCUUCAUCGCCUUCUGGUCUUGGUACGCUUUCCCACCCUUGAUGACCGUCACCAUUCGCCGAGAGUUAGAGAUGACCCAAGCAGAUGUUGGCAAUUCCAACAUCGCUGCCUUGACUGGCACUCUCUUGGUCAGGUUCCUGGCAGGCCCGGCAUGUGAUCGAUUCGGUCCACGGUGGACAUAUAUCGGAAUUCUCGCAAUGGGUGCCAUCCCUACCGCGCUCUCUGGACUGGUGCGCAAUGUACCCGGACUCAUUGCUAUUCGCUUCUUCGUUGGCAUUCUUGGCGGCACAUUUGUUCCCUGUCAAGUCUGGUCGACAGGUUUCUUCGACAAAAAUGUGGUUGGUUCGGCAAACGCACUUAUUGGCGGCUGGGGUAAUGCUGGCGGUGGAAUCACCUACUUCCUCAUGCCUCUCAUUUACGAUAGUCUGAAGGAGGACAGUGGCCUUACUUCUCCACAAGCGUGGCGAGUGGCUUUCAUCGUCCCCUUCAUUCUGAUCACCGCUACGUGCUUAGGCAUGUUCUUCUUCUGCCAGGAUACACCGACCGGCAAGUGGAGCGAGCGUCACAAUGCAGCCAAGCACUUGUUGGCCGCACAUGGCGUUCAGACGUCCGUAUUGGACGCAGGGUCAAGGCCCGUCGAUGCGUCAACCGAUCCUUCGCCUACUCCCAGUGGCGUGGCUACUCCUCGAAAUGACGAGAAAAGGACGGAUGGGUACCCCGAGACCAAGCGCGAUAUCGAGCGUGGCAGUGUCCACGGAAGUAUCACCGCCUCUGUUGCCAAGGAGGCGCAUAUGUCAGAAGAGGAAAUGAUUGCAACGGCUCGUGGUGAGAUCGUCGUGGCGCCAACCUUCAAAGAAGCUUGCAAGGUCUUCUUUUCACUGCAGACGGCAUUCCAUGCAUGCACCUACGUUUGUUCCUUUGGCGGAGAGCUCGCCAUCAACUCCUACCUGGCAUCUUACUAUCUCCGCAACUUUCCGCACCUUGGACAAACAAAUGCGGGACGAUGGGCGUCUAUGUUUGGCCUUCUGAACGUUGUCACCCGCCCAUUGGGCGGAAUCAUCUCCGACCUUCUCUAUGCACGCACCCACUCACUGUGGGCAAAGAAGGCAUGGAUCGUGUUCGUCGGUGUCAUUUCGGGAGCUUUCAACAUCGCCAUUGGCCUAACCGACCCACGCAAUGAGUCCAUGAUGUUUGGGCUGAUCGCAGGCAUGGCGUUCUUCCUGGAGGCUGGCAAUGGGGCUAAUUUUGGCCUCAUUCCCCACGUUCAUCCACAUGCGAACGGCAUAAUCAGCGGUUUCACAGGAGCCGCCGGGAAUCUUGGCGGAGUCAUAUUUGCCAUCCUCUUUCGUUUCCAUGGCAGCGACUACCAGGAGAGCUUCUGGAUCCUGGGCAUCAUGGUGGUUGGAUUCAAUUUGGUGUUCUGCUGGGUGCGUCCUAUCCCGAAGGGUCAGAUCGGUGGUCGUUAG
Molecule: messenger RNA, 1593 nt
Organism: Cyphellophora europaea CBS 101466
Lineage: Eukaryota; Fungi; Ascomycota; Eurotiomycetes; Chaetothyriales; Cyphellophoraceae
Exons: 3
Coding region: 1-1593 (530 amino acids)
Biological process (GO): nitrite transport; nitrate transmembrane transport
Cellular component (GO): membrane
Molecular function (GO): nitrite transmembrane transporter activity; nitrate transmembrane transporter activity
Source: RefSeq, a predicted model, not a curated record